Messenger RNA from Trichomonas vaginalis G3, 570 nucleotides. Its product is annotated as peroxisome biogenesis protein 22 family. Gene Ontology annotation, biological process: peroxisome organization. Lineage: Eukaryota; Parabasalia; Trichomonadida; Trichomonadidae. Bases 1 to 570 code for a protein of 189 amino acids. The transcript has a single exon. The record is from RefSeq and is a predicted model, not a curated record.
AUGAGUGAAUAUAAUGAUAGUAUAUUAUUCAUUCUUCCUUUGGCCAUUGCCGCAAUAAUAUACUUUUUCUUCAUCAGUCGUGGCAAAGGAUCUAAAAGCGAAGAACAAAAUAAAGAUGCUGUUCCAACAAUCACUACAAAACCAAUCGUCACAAUAACAGCCAAUUAUGUUUUAGCUGAUGAAAACUGGAACAUUAGCAAUGGAACUCGCAUGACCCUUGAAAUUCUGUCAAAAAGAACUUGCAUCUUUGUCUUUGCUAUAGUUAAGGACAAGGACGAAGCCGCACUCGCUAAAAAGCUUCUUUCAGAAAGAUUGAACGGACUUGUUGAACCAAGUCAUAUUCUUCCUUGCCAAACAGCAAUGGGAUGCGCAUCUAUGGCCAGACAAUUAGAUUCAGCAGCUCAUUUCGAUUACAAUCCAGAGGCUAUUCACCAGGCAUCCAUUUUCAUUCCAAGUAUUCUUAUUGCUCCACCCUCUGUUGAAUCUCCACACGCAAAGUGGACAAACUCAAGCUUUGAGGACUUCAUUACAGGAGGAAAUACCGAGUUCUUCUCUAUCCUUCCUAAAUAA